AGGAAAAUACAAGUUUGGGCACCUAGUAUGUAAUAAACUUCGCAAAAUCAAGAUGGCAGUAUCACGGCUUAGGCUGGCUUUCCGCAUCAGUUUUGCCGUCUUAGGCACAUUUGUCGGCCUGUCUGCGGCGGUGUGUUGGAUUCAAGUGUUCAAGAGCUACGACACAGCGGCUUUUGGUGUCGCUUCAGGUCUAACUGCUGCUGUGGCCCUGACCAUCCACAUCCUCUAUGCUCGUGAACAAUGGCAGGCCUCGUAUCGCUGGCUGCGGGGGCUGAUGCUGUCUGGCUGUUUUGUACAGCUGGCAGGGGUCUGUGGGUUUGUCACCUACCUGGUUCUGGGGAUCACCAACCACCAAGCUCUGAAGCCUGACAGUUACUACAUCACCUGUGUGUGGUGCUUCCUCACCUGGAAGUGGGGCUUCCUGCUCUUCCUGUACGCCCGCAUGUACAGGCGCGAAUUCGACCCGACCUACCAGCGUAUGAUGGAACCAGGGGAUGUCAAGGUGUAGUGGUUCCUUCAUCAUCAUCAUCAUCAGGGCUGUCUCCAGGACCCAUCCCUCAAAUUUACUUGUUGAGAUGGACAAAACUUCAUUCCAUCUGCCCCAAAAUCUGAACUUCGUUGAUGAAAAUAAGUUUUCAUAAGCUUAAAAUGACAAGGAAAAUAGAUAACAUUGCAUGGCUCCCCAAAAAAUGAGGAGACUGAAAGGAGGCAGCUCUCAACAUCAUCAUCUUUCAAUUUCUAUCAGUGGAGACCAAGCUAACACAGAUUUUACUCCACAUCAAGGGUACCUUACAUAACAUCAGGACUGUACAGUUGUACAGUUUGGUACCUUAGCUUUUAUAACCAUUUGACAAAGUAUAUGCAUAGUCUUUAGUUACGACAGAAGCAUUUUGGUAUCUCGUGCAAAAAAGGUAUGCUUGUGAAAGGAUCUCAAAACAAAAAUGGCUUUAAGAUAGUGUAAUGCAGUUCUUAAGUUUCAGUUUUGUUGCAGAGAUAAGUCACAAAGAAUGUAUAUACUUGAGUGUAAUUUUUUCUCGUCACAGUACUAGUAUAUGUUAUGAAAUGGACUUGUACCUGAAAGAGUUCUAGAUACUUAAGAAAGACGAUUGGAAAUUGAUUUCUUUAUGAAAAAAAAUGACCUUGUGUGUUGCUAUUGUUGGUUCCAUUUCAAUUAUAUAUGAUACGUAUGCACAAGUAAGUACACAAAUAUUAUGUAACAAUUUGAUGUCAAUGAAUAACAGUAGAUUUAUGUCAAAAUCAAUGUUGAAAAAUCAUGGAGAAAGGCAACAUGUUUGUUUUAAAUGAAAGUAAAGAGGUCUUUCCUUGGGCACUUGAGAUUGAAAGCCUAUGUAAGAUUGUAAAUGUAUUCAAAUGUAAUGAAAUAUAGCAAAUAGUGUUACUUGCAAAUAGCUAUAUAGAGCAAAGAAAUUAUAAUUGCUAAAAAAGCAUAUAAUCCUGAAGAUAACAAUUAGAACUCAUAAUGUUUAGUUAUUAAGCUGUAAAAUUAAAAAAUCAGGCUAUUUUCCUCAAAUCUUUAUCGGACAUGGAAUUCAUUUUUGUGUCAGAUUUAUGACAGAAAUAAGAUUGACAGGGUUGCUGUUUGUUUUAAUCCCUAGAAUUAUACACUUAAGAAUAUUCCCAA
Branchiostoma floridae (Florida lancelet) is the source of this 1642-nucleotide messenger RNA. RefSeq names its product heme transporter HRG1-like. The coding region runs from base 53 to 508 and encodes 151 amino acids. The transcript is spliced from 3 exons. Lineage: Eukaryota; Metazoa; Chordata; Leptocardii; Amphioxiformes; Branchiostomatidae. Gene Ontology annotation, molecular function: heme binding; heme transmembrane transporter activity. Gene Ontology annotation, cellular component: plasma membrane; lysosomal membrane. Gene Ontology annotation, biological process: heme transport. The record is from RefSeq and is a predicted model, not a curated record.